AUGAUAGGGGUGGUCGAGGCUGACAGGCAGGCCACUCGUUUGCGGGGCAUUGAGACGACCACCAUGAUCGUAGCACCACCACGACUACUACCACAACAACCACCACCACCUUCGGACGAGUCAGCAGAGGCAUUGCUAGUGCUGGUCACAUGGCGCGGCCGACCGUUGUUGGGAUGCAAUGUUGCCUUUAUCGUUGUUGUAGAAGACUACCAGCACCGUUUCUGCGGCCGCCGCCGCCGCACGCUACAGAAACAGCAAAUUGCUUCGGCUCUGGUUUUGACUUCCCGCGGCAUACUUGGGAGGUGUUGA
Molecule: messenger RNA, 309 nt
Organism: Dibothriocephalus latus
Lineage: Eukaryota; Metazoa; Platyhelminthes; Cestoda; Diphyllobothriidea; Diphyllobothriidae
Source: the annotation of a GenBank genome assembly